Messenger RNA from Micromonas commoda, 999 nucleotides. RefSeq lists its product with no specific name. The annotation marks the transcript as partial. Gene Ontology annotation, biological process: double-strand break repair. Gene Ontology annotation, molecular function: metallopeptidase activity; polyubiquitin modification-dependent protein binding. NCBI's taxonomy places the organism in Eukaryota, Viridiplantae, Chlorophyta, Mamiellophyceae, Mamiellales, Mamiellaceae. Gene Ontology annotation, cellular component: BRCA1-A complex; BRISC complex. The transcript has 2 exons. The record is from RefSeq and is a predicted model, not a curated record.
CGCGGCGUCACCCUCGCGCAUCUCAUAGACGCCCGACUCAUCGCGCCGGGCCAUGGCGCCGUGUCCACCACCUACAACGACGUCGUCCAUCACGCCGACGUACUCCCGGACGGGUACGUGGCGUGGGACGGGCGCGAGUUCGCGUCCGUGUCCGCAUUUUCCCUCGCGGUGAAGAGAAAGACCAACCCGGGGCGUAAAGCCGACGACGGAUGGAAGUGCGUCUCUUACAUGGGCACGCCCCUCGAUCGGCUCAAGAGACGAUACGAGGAGGAGUCCAAGGCUGGGUCGAGUCGCGGCGACGGCCAGGAAAACCUGAGCGCGACAGAGACGAUGGGACCGGCAGUGGCCGCGGCGGCCGCGAGGGAGAUCGCCGCGAAGACCGCCGCGGCCAAGCUCCGCGAGGAGUCCAGACCGAAGCCCCCACCGCGGAGACGCGGCGUGAACCGCGCGCUGAUGAUGACGGCGCUGCCCGGCGCGGACGGCGUGAACGGCGAUCUUCAGAUGGUCGAGUGCGAAGUCUACGACGACGACGAGCGAGCGCAGCCGUGGCGGCUCUCCGCCACCCCGGAGGCGUCGUUCCUCAUGGACUUCCACUCGCACCUCUGCAGGCACGAGAUCAUCGGGUUCCUCGGCGGUACAUGGGACCCGCGAACCAAAUGCCUGACCGUCAAGAGGGCGCUACCGGCGCGGCGGCUGGUGCUGGGAGCGCCGGGCGAGAACGCAAACGUGGAGGUUGAACUCGAUCCGGAGAGCGUGCCGGACAUCGUGGAGGCGUUGGAUCGGGACGGCCUCCGGGUGGUGGGUUGGUACCACUCGCACCCGGUGUUCAGCACGCACCCGAGUCUGCGGGACAUCGAGAACCAGUCGAACUAUCAGCGGCUGUUCAGGGACGACGAGGCCAAAGGCGGGGGAACGCCGUUCGUCGGCGCCAUCGUCGGGCCGUACGCUACAACUAACAAAGAUCUUUCAUCCGACGUGCGGUGGUUCCACGUGGCGCCA